Rhinolophus ferrumequinum (greater horseshoe bat) is the source of this 7458-nucleotide messenger RNA. It is a transcript of the gene LARP1, whose product is annotated as La ribonucleoprotein 1, translational regulator. The record is from RefSeq and is a predicted model, not a curated record. Gene Ontology annotation, molecular function: RNA cap binding. Gene Ontology annotation, biological process: positive regulation of translation; mRNA stabilization. NCBI's taxonomy places the organism in Eukaryota, Metazoa, Chordata, Mammalia, Chiroptera, Rhinolophidae. The transcript is spliced from 21 exons. Gene Ontology annotation, cellular component: cytosol; cytoplasmic stress granule. Bases 438 to 3959 code for a protein of 1173 amino acids.
GCCGCCUGCCGCGGAUCGCGUGGUCGGCUCGGCUCGCCGCGCCUCUCCCCCGUCCGUCCAUAUUGCUGCAGCCCCCGAGCCGGGAAGCCCGGGCCGCCCCGGCGGCGGGGGGGAGGGAGGUACGGGACGAGAAGCCUGCCAGGCUCGGGGUGGGGGUGCCUUGCGAGGAACGGGCGGGGGGGGACGCGCGCCAAGGAGGCCUGGACCGCAGAGUGGGGGGCCUUCCACCCCCCCCCGCCCCGCCAGCGGCCUGGGAUCUAAGGCGGCUGCAUCCAACCGGGAGUGGGACCGCGCCUAGCGUGAACCCCGACCCUUCUCCGCAGGGACUGGGGCCCAGCUCUCCGGAGGAAGGCGUCGCGGGCGCUCUGAGAGCCAAGUUCGAGGCGGGGGAGGCCGCCUCGGGCGCGCCCGGCUUCUCCGGGGGGGCGGGCGCGCAGAUGGCCACUCAGGUGGAGCCGCUGCUGCCGGGGGGCGCCCCGCUCUUGCAGGCCGAAGAGCAUGGGGGGCUGGUAAGGAAGAAGCUGCCGCCGCCGCCCGAAGGCAAGGGCGAGCCCGGGGCGAACGACGUCGGAGGGGGGGAGUCGGACGGCGGCGCCCGGAGACCUCGGCCGCCCUGCGCCAAGCCACACAAGGAGGGUACCGGGCAACUGGAGCGCGAGAGCCCGCGGCCCCCGCAGCCACCCGGCGCCGAGGGCCUGGCCUUCAGUGACGGGGAGGAGGGCGGCGGCGGCGAGCCGGGCGCUGGUGGAGGAGCGGCCGGAGCCGCGGGCGCCGGGCGCCGAGACUUCGUGGAGGCCCCUCCGCCCAAGGUGAACCCGUGGACUAAGAACGCUCUGCCGCCGGUCCUGGCCACCGUGAACGGACAGUCCCCUCCAGACCACAGAAGUAUAUAUACCCAACCGGAAAACUUUCUGGGAGAGGACCCACACCAAUCUUUAGACAGCAGGAAUCUCUACGGGAGCCUGGUGGCCCAGCCUGGAGGUCCCAGCUCUGCCCCUCUGGCCACCCUGAGCAGGUACAGGGUGGUGACUUGUAUGGUUCCUGAGCUGGACUGGGGUCAGGGGCGGCUGGAGCAAGUUUCAGAAUUCAGAGAACAUUCUGCUCCAGCCAAGGUGGUGAGAGCAGCAGUUCCUAAACAGCGCAAAGGCAGCAAGGUUGGUGACUUUGGAGAUGCAAUCAACUGGCCCACACCUGGAGAGAUAGCCCACAAGAGUGUGCAGCCACAGUCCCACAAGUCUCAACCUGCCCGUAAGCUGCCACCCAAAAAGGACAUGAAGGAACAGGAGAAAGGAGAGGGGAGCGAUAGUAAGGAGAGCCCAAAAACCAAAUCGGAUGAAUCGGGGGAGGAGAAGAAUGGGGACGAGGACUGCCAGCGAGGGGGGCAGAAGAAGAAAGGGAACAAACACAAGUGGGUCCCCUUGCAAAUAGACAUGAAGCCUGAAGUGUCCAGAGAGAAACUGACCUCCCGCCCUGCUCGUCCGCCAGAGCCACGACACACCCCUGCCAAUCGCGGGGAGAUCAAAGGCUCUGAGCCUGCCACCUACGUGCCUGUGCCUGUGGCCCCCCCCACCCCAGCCUGGCAACCAGAGACCAAACAGGAACCUACCUGGCACGAUCAGGAUGAGACAUCGAGUGUGAAGAGUGAUGGGGCUGGUGGGGCACGGGCUUCCUUCCGCGGCCGUGGACGGGGGCGUGGUCGCGGCCGGGGACGCGGCCGGGGUGGCACUCGAACCCAUUUUGACUACCAGUUUGGCUACCGGAAGUUCGAUGGUGCAGAGGGGCCUCGAACCCCCAAGUACAUGAACAACAUCACCUACUACUUUGACAAUGUCAGCAGCACCGAGCUUUAUAGCGUGGACCAGGAGCUGCUCAAAGACUACAUUAAGCGUCAGAUUGAGUACUACUUCAGCGUGGACAAUUUAGAGCGAGACUUCUUCCUGCGAAGGAAAAUGGAUGCCGACGGUUUCCUUCCCAUCACUCUUAUUGCUUCUUUCCACCGAGUGCAGGCCCUUACCACUGACAUUUCACUCAUCUUUGCGGCGCUAAAAGACAGCAAAGUGGUGGAGAUCGUUGAUGAGAAAGUCCGCAGGAGGGAGGAACCAGAGAAGUGGCCUCUUCCUGGUCCCCCGAUAGUGGAUUACUCCCAGACCGAUUUCUCCCAGCUUCUCAACUGCCCUGAGUUUGUGCCCCGCCAGCACUACCAGAAGGAGACAGAGUCGGCGCCUGGCUCUCCUCGUGCAGUCACCCCAGUGCCAACCAAAACAGAGGAGGUCAGCAACCUAAAGACACUGCCCAAGGGCCUGUCUGCCAGCCUGCCUGACCUGGAUUCCGAGAACUGGAUCGAAGUGAAGAAGAGGCCUCGGCCCUCUCCAGCACGACCCAAGAAGUCAGAGGAGCCCAGGUUCCUCCACCAGACCGCUCUGCCUCAGCAGCUGCCCUCUCAGCAGCUGAUGUCCAAGGAUCAGGAUGAGCAAGAGGAACUGGAUUUCCUGUUUGACGAGGAGAUGGAGCAGAUGGAUGGGCGGAAAAACACCUUCACCGCCUGGUCUGAUGAGGACUCUGACUAUGAAAUUGACGACCGGGACGUCAACAAGAUCCUUAUUGUCACUCAGACGCCGCCUUACAUGCGCCGGCACCCAGGGGGGGACCGCACAGGCAACCACACCUCGCGUGCCAAGAUGAGUGCCGAGCUGGCCAAGGUCAUUAACGAUGGGCUCUUCUACUAUGAGCAGGACCUGUGGACUGCGAAGUUUGAACCUGAGUAUUCCCAGAUCAAGCAAGAAGUCGAGAACUUCAAGAAAGUCAACAUGAUCAGCCGGGAGCAGUUUGACACACUAACCCCUGAGCCCCCAGUGGAUCCCAACCAGGAGGUCCCUCCUGGGCCACCCCGAUUCCAACAAGUUCCCACUGAUGCCCUGGCCAACAAGUUGUUUGGUGCUCCUGAGCCCUCUACUAUCGCCCGCUCUCUACCAACCACUGUUCCAGAGUCGCCAAACUACCGCAAUGCCAGGACCCCUCGCACUCCCCGGACACCGCAGCUCAAAGACUCAAGCCAGACGUCACGGUUUUACCCGGUGGUGAAGGAAGGACGGACACUAGAUGCCAAGAUGCCUCGGAAAAGGAAAACAAGACACAGCUCCAACCCGCCCUUAGAGAGUCACGUGGGCUGGGUGAUGGAUUCCCGAGAACACAGGCCCCGGACUGCUUCCAUCAGCUCCAGCCCCUCAGAAGGGACGCCUACGGUUGGCAGCUAUGGCUGUACCCCUCAGUCGCUGCCCAAGUUCCAACAUCCUUCCCAUGAACUGCUCAAGGAAAAUGGCUUCACACAACACGUCUACCACAAGUAUCGUAGGCGCUGCCUUAAUGAGCGGAAACGCUUGGGCAUUGGCCAGUCUCAGGAGAUGAACACUCUCUUCCGCUUUUGGUCCUUCUUCCUCCGAGAUCACUUCAACAAAAAGAUGUAUGAGGAGUUCAAGCAGCUAGCUCUGGAGGAUGCUAAAGAAGGCUACAGAUAUGGUUUGGAGUGCCUUUUUCGAUACUACAGUUAUGGCCUGGAAAAGAAGUUCCGGCUGGAUAUAUUCAAGGAUUUUCAGGAGGAAACCGUGAAGGACUAUGAAGCCGGUCAACUUUAUGGGCUGGAGAAAUUCUGGGCCUUCUUGAAAUAUUCCAAAGCCAAAAAUUUGGACAUUGACCCCAAACUUCAAGAAUACCUCGGCAAAUUCCGACGUCUCGAAGACUUCCGAGUGGAUCCCCCCAUGGGUGAAGAGGGCAACCACAAGCGACACCCAGUGGCAGCAGGAGGUGGUGGCGGUGAGGGCAGGAAACGGUGCCCCUCCCAGUCUUCCAGCCGGGCCACCGCCGUGCUCAGCCAACCCCCCACCCCACCCACCGGCCAGCCCAUCCAGGACGAUGCCAAAUGGACAAGCCAGCACUCGGACACACAGACUUUGGGAAAGUGAAAAACCCGUUAGCCCUAGGGGGGUUUCGGGGGAAGGGGGUGGGCAAGAGUCCAUGGGGGUGCCCAGUCCCAGGAGAGCGGACAGAGAAGGGCCAGGCCUCGAGUCAUUAGGACGGGCCUUUGUGCUGAGUAGCAAUGUGUACACCAUCUGGGUUAUCAGAGGGAGCCUGGGCAGGAGCCGCCAUAUACCUUCUUCCCCCUCCUCUCUCCAUGACUCUUCUUCACAUCCUAGCUUCUUCUAAGGGGGGGGGAAGGGGGGAGAUUUUUAUAUAUAUAUAUAUAUAUAUAUAUACAUAUAUAUAUAUCAAGUUUUAAAUUAUUGAUAGUUUGUCUGGAUUACCAAAAUCACUCUGCAGCCCUGCCCGCGGCUGGUAGGCCGCAACCCUGGUUCCCAUCCCACAGCCUCCUGCUCCCCCUCAAGCCAACUAUGCAGCCCACAAGAAGGCCCUGUGGGCCCCAUUGCCCAGUACUGUCCCGUGGAAGGCUCUGGCAGCGCCCCUGGGCCCCAUGAGCACCAGCUCCUUUGUCACCUGGGGCUUGCCAUCACGGUGUUCUGUUCUCUCUCUGCUGUCCCCACCAUGCCCUUCUGCCAUCAUCAGGAGAAGGAAACCAAAGGAUCUAAAAGUGGAGGCGGGGGCAGGUUGGGCCUCGCCCCACUCUCCUCUCUCCAUGCCCCUUAUUCCCCAGCCCAGAGAGACUCUGCUCAUACCAGGAAAGACUAUUGAAAGAUGAUUUAUUUUAUUUUUCUCUGACCUUUUCAUCCUUGGAGAAAGAAAAAAAAAAUACAAAAUCGACCAUAAAAGACAAAAAAAAAAAAAAAAUCCGAAACCCCCACCUAAUCCACAGAAAGUGAUGUCUUUCCCCUACCCUUGGAAUUCGUUUUGUUUUGUUUUGUUCUUGGAAAUAAUAUUUUUUUAAAAGUUGCCUUAUUGUGGAGCGGGAAUCUGAACUACCCAAAUGCCUGUUUUCCUCGGCGGAGUCAACUUGAAGAGCCCCCACCUUCUCUGGAUGUGCCUGGGCUGGAUGGGCUAGAAGCUUUCUCUGGACUGAGUUGCAUGUACGGUGCCUCCUGCCUGGAGGCAAGAGAGUUAGGGGCGGCUUGGAUGAGAGCCGUGCCCAAAAUAUCCCUGCUGUUGCAUCGUUUGAAGCUGACGUCCUGUGUCUGUACACUGCUGCCACUGUCGUGUCGUCACUCUGCUUGCUGUUGCCUCACGCCAGGCCCUGUCCUGCCGUGACACCCUUCAUCCUGCCCUCGGAACCGCAAGGCCAAGUUUGCUUCAAACUGUUGGAGAAGAGUAUUGGCCUGGAUCUGGGGCACACUUGUCCUCAGCUUGACCAUCUCCCCACCUCAGGGGAAAGGUGAACACCUGGCUGCGGAGGCUUGGAAAUGUUUCUGGUGUUGCCCUGAAAGAUCUUUGAGACUUCAAGGAAGCUUUGUCUCAUAAAAGGUGGAGGAAAAUGCCAUUCUUCUCCCCUGGUGGGGUCUCCCCAUAUUGCACCCCCUCUGCGAGUCAUCUCUGCCCAUCCUCCAGUUGACCCUGCUUGGGAACGAGGGAUGAGGAGGAGGUGGGGGUUCGGGGGAACCCUGCCAGUUGGAGAAGCCCCACGGCAGGAAGGUAUAUGUGGACAUAGAGUAUACCUGACUUCUCUUCUCCAGCCAUGGACUGCUUGAGUUGGGCUGUGAAUGACAAUGGAUGGCUGGAGUCUUUUGGCAUCUAAAGUGUGGGAGGGUGACGAAGGACUGACCCACACAGACUGGGCUGUGUGUCAGGUGCGGGCGUGACGGUGCAUUCACCCCCAGUGGGGACCAGGAAGCACAGAGAAGUUCAUGGUGGUGUUGCUCCAUCGCUGACACUUCCUUGGCCCUCUUUCUCAACUGUUCCCUCUGUUGGGCCCAAAGGCGGGGAGUAGGAGAUGGUAUCCCAGGCUGGCAAGGGCUUGCGUCUGUCUUAGCCACCUCACUGCUUUUGGCCUGCACCCUCCCCAUCUCUGCCCUCCCAGUGGACUAGUAUGUGGGAAGCCCAUCUCAGUUCCUGUGACCCAGUUGUCUCCAAAGCCAAGAACGAGUGUCUGAUCUCCGCUCUGACAAUGGGAGCCGAGGCCUUUCCCUGCCCAGUCUGGCGCCUGCCCACACCGUGUCAGACACUGGACUCCUGCACCCCAGCGUCGUCCUUGCUUUGUUUCCCCCUUUCUUUGCUUCAGGUUGCUCGGCCCUGUACUGUAUCCAGCACCACAGAAACCUCAGUGUUUGUCCUCUGCUGGGUUUGGGGGCACAAGGAAGCCUUCGGGGUGUGGGGAAAGGCUGUUCUAAUCUAGAGUUUACUACCAGGCCAGGGGGCUGCCAUCUUCUCCCUGAUCCUCCCAUAGACAUCCCAGAAAGAGGAAGCCCGUUUGGGGUGAAGAGGUGAGGACUUCAUCUCAGCAUAGACUGACGAUGGGGAGGAAGGAGACUUUUUUUUCUUUCUUUUAUUUUUUUUGUAACAUGUUAGGAGUUGAUGUUGCAAAGAGUAGUUUACAUCUUCACUUUCUGAAGACACUUGAAUUUAGGACCGAUGUAUCUGUGACAAACAUGCCAGGAGUGGCAGGGGCCAUCAGGGAUUGCCACUUUACACCCACCAUCCUCCCGUGGAGAUCCAAGAUCUGAGACAAAGCAACAGCCUGCCCAAAAUCCCGUUCAACCCGUACCCUUCCAGGAUUGGCCCAUGCCAACGCAACCUUUGGGCAUCAAACAUCAGGUCUGUGUGCCUCAACCCUGCCAAGGGGCAAGUUUCUCUUUCUCCCUCUCCUAAACCUGGGAGCAAAUGCACUACCAGUAGAGAGGGGCUGCCCAGCCCUGCCGCAUCCUGGACCCCUGGGGCUCAGAUCCAGUCGCUGAGCCCGCCAUGUCAAAGUUGUUACGUUUUGUUUUGUUCCAUUGUAGCUCUUUUUCCCCCGUUUCCUAAUUGAUUAUACAAAAGAAAGUAAGCUGCUCAGAAGGCCCCCGGAGGUGGGGAGGAGGGGCAAGGAAGACAACUAGCUAAGGAGGGGUGGGGUGGUUUUUUUUGCCAAAAGCCUGGGUAGAGUGAUCUGGUUCAUCUGGUGCCCUCCUGCGUGGGACUCCAAAGUACCUCCUGUGUGCAAGGGUCCCUGGAUUUGCCCCAGCCCCACCCUCUCCUUCAGCCGUGUUGGUGGCAGAGGCAGAGAAGAUUGGAACUUACAGUCCAUUUCUCACUGGAGAGGAAAACUUGUCAUCUGGCUUUUGUGGAGAAGGUUCUACCUUAUGCUCAUAGUACAUUAUCUUUACCAUGUGCUAGGAUAUCACAUUAAAAGGACAAAAAUAAAAUGUAAAAUACUUGAAUGAGCUUGUAUUAUAACAUUAAUAUUAUUGAGAGUAUCUGCUUUCCAGGCUGAAGUGAUUUCAUUCAUUAUUCUAGUCCUGCUUUAGUCCUUUGUAAUUUGUGGUAAUUAUGCUUUUCUUUUUAAUACAAAAAAAUGUAUAAAAAUAAAAACUUGAAAAGGCA